This is a messenger RNA of Miscanthus lutarioriparius, 1458 nucleotides long. The record is from the annotation of a GenBank genome assembly. Lineage: Eukaryota; Viridiplantae; Streptophyta; Magnoliopsida; Poales; Poaceae.
AUGCGUGACAUUUGGGAGAAGUUCCGGGCGGCACCGCCGGUGACGAAGGCGGCGCCAGCGAGGGCCUUUCACCCCCAGAUCUCGCACCUGCCGGUGAUGAAGGCGGCGGCGGCGAGGGGGAGAAGGAGGACCUUCUUAGCGCGCUCCCCGAUGACAUCAUCCUCCUCGUCCUCCUCCACCUCCCUUUUGCCGCGGCCGCCGCGCGGACCUGCGUCCUUUCUCGUCGCUGGAGCCGCCUCUGGGCGCAGCUCCCGGAGCUGCGGUUCCCGCUCCCCGCUCCCCGCCGAACCGGCUGCUGCGCGUCCCUCGCCGGUCUCGGCGUGCGCGGCUCUCGCCCAACAUGAGGCGCCCGCGCUCAGGUUCCUGAGCAUCGUGUCCAACGAUGCCGACCCGAGGGACGCGGCCGCGGUACUCCGCCUUGCAGCGCCCCGCCUCACCAACGAGCUCCUUUUCCAUAACGUGCUGACGAAGGUUCCGGAUGCCGGUGUAAGGGCCGCCGUUGAGAUGCCCUGCUUCGACAGGGCCGAACGGCUUAUCCUCCGCCUAGGUUACCUUGGUCUCGUGCUGCCACCGUCCGGCGUGUUCACAAAGCUCACCAUGCUGGACCUGGCCUACGUCCAGUUCCCAGGCGCCUGCGACAUCGGCGACGCCUUCUCGUCUGCUCGUUGCCCUUCAUUGCGACAACUUCGUCUUGUCGACACUCGGGUGUCCAACCUCGCUAUCUUCUCAGAGUCUCUCCUAAGCUUGUGGUUGGAAACUGUCAAAGGGUUGCAGCAGCUCACUGUUGUGUCACCGAUGCUGAUAGAACUGCGUAUUGUUCACUGCUUCGUCAGGCAACCAGUGGUUGACAUCGUUGCUCCUGUUAUGGAAAUGAUUCAGUGGCAUGAUAGAUAUGAUCCCAUCUCAGUCCAUCUUGGUGAGAUGGUGCAUCUACAGAGACUGGCAACCUUAUUCCUUGAAUUGCGUGAUCAUCAGUACAAUUGGGGCACUUUGAUGUUAUUGCAGUGCUUUCAGAAGAUCCCUUAUCUUUACAUUUCAAUCGUCCAUCCACCUAAGAUGGUUAACUACCAUUACUUGAUGGAAGCUCUAACCUUGUCCCCAGUUGAGGACUUAUGGCUGCGCUUAGUAACAAUUGGACAUGCUGUUGUCUCUUGCAUAUUCCGUUUCCUAAAGAUUUUUACCAGUAUACGAAGGCUGUUUCUGCAGAUACAUGAAGACAUUCCGCCGCAAGACUGGAAAACUGAGGAGCUCUGCUUGAAUUCUCUCGAGGAAUUGGAUAUUUGUGGAUUCAGCGUUCCAGAUUGUGAUUUUGCAUUUGUGAAACGACUAUUGGGAUGGACACCAGUGCUCAAAACAGUUACUAUAAAUUUUGAUCCUUCGGCAACUCUCGAUGAGGAUCUGUGUAAGGAGCUACUUGGCCUCUCUGGACCAGAUACUAGCAUGAAGAUUUACGUUUAA